This is a messenger RNA of Durio zibethinus, 1561 nucleotides long. Its product is annotated as NAD(P)-linked oxidoreductase superfamily protein. Lineage: Eukaryota; Viridiplantae; Streptophyta; Magnoliopsida; Malvales; Malvaceae. The record is from RefSeq and is a predicted model, not a curated record. Gene Ontology annotation, molecular function: oxidoreductase activity.
AUGAGGAGCGAUGAAGUGCGUUUGAAUUGUGGGAUAACGAUUCCAGUGAUUGGAUUAGGUACCUAUUCUUUUAACAAUGAUAGGGAGACAACGGAGCAAGCCAUCCAUAUGGCCCUCAAGAUGGGAUACAGGCAUUUUGAUACAGCAAAAAUAUACGGUUCGGAGCCAGCCGUUGGAAAUGCUUUAAGAAUGGCAAUUGAGGAUCAAAUCAUCCGAAGGGAAGAUGUUUUUGUGACAUCUAAACUAUGGAGCGCUGAUCACCAUGAUCCUGUUUCAGCACUCAAACAGACUAUGCGGAACCUGGGGAUGGAGUUUGUGGACAUGUACUUGGUGCAUUGGCCAGUGAAUCUGAAGCCUUGGGCUUGCAAUGCUGUGCCAAAGGAAGAAGACUUUGAAAAGGAAUUAGACAUGGAGACCACAUGGGCAGGGAUGCAGAAAUGCUUAGACAUGAGCUUGUGUAGGUGUAUUGGGGUUAGCAAUUUCUCGAGCAAGAAGGUUGAACGCUUGUUAGAUUUUGCUUCUGUGCCCCCUGCUGUUAAUCAGGUGGAAAUGCAUCCAAUGUGGAGGCAAAGAAAGCUUCGAGAAAUCUGCGCUGACCACAACAUCCACGUGAGUGCUUAUUCACCGCUAGGAGGACCUGGGAAUGCAUGGGGAUCCACGGCUGUGGUUGAAAAUCCGCUCAUCAAAUCCAUAUCUCUCAAACAUAAAGCAACUCCAGCUCAGGUUGCUCUAAAGUGGGGAUUAUCGAGGGGAGCAAGCGUGAUCGUGAAGAGUUUCAAUCCGGAUAGAUUGAAGGAGAACAUGACAUCCUUCAACCUGAAAUUGGAUGAUGAAGAUAUGCUUGAGAUUGACAAGUUGGAGGAAAGGAAAAUCAUGAGAGGAGAGUUUCUUGUUAAUGAUACAACUAGCCCAUACAAGACUCUUGAAGAUCUAUGGGACUACGAAAUUUGAUGGGGUCAACUCAACAAAGUUGUACAUUUGCAAUUUGUAAAUUUCAACACCCCCUUUACCUCCCUUCUCUGUUUUAUCUUCUACUAUAAGUUAGCAAUGGUCUCCCUCAAAUAUAUUGUAAUAUUACAUCUCGUGUGUUAUCCCCUUUAAUUUUUUUUUUCUAAAAUUUUAGUCAAGAAUAAAAUAGCUCCUUGGAGAAAUUUUAUUAGCAAUCCCAGCGCCAUCAGUAGCUGUCACUCGGUAGAACUAACAUGUCAUGAACUGAGUUUAUGCUUAGACAUGAAAUACACCAAAAGAUAUACCCCCUAACCAUAUUGACUCUAUGCAAUCACACAUGCCUAAAUUUCAUCCGAUUUCAGGGUUGAAUUCACUUGUAACCUGACAUAGGAGUUUAACGGCCAACUCGUGAGCUGUCAUCCUGAUAAAACUAUGGUUGCAUCCAAUUGUACCCCAAAAGGUCAAAAAAAAAGUAAGAAAUAGCAAGUAUAUAAAUACAGCGAUUUAAGCACAUUAGACAAUCACUUGAAAUGCAUUUGAGUUCCUUUUGUAAAUACUAGUAGGAUGAUAAUUUCCACGACCUACUAGCUCCAAGUUUUAAAUUGGUGCAUCA